UGCUUAUGCGCUCUUAUUAGAUAGUUUUGGGUGGCCCUUAAAAGGGCCGAUUUUUUGCUGUUGCGUGUUGGUGGUGAACAGCUUAGCCGCCGAAGCCGUAGAGGGUGCGUCCCUGCCUCUUGAGGGCGUAGACGACGUCCAUGGCGGUGACGGUCUUCCUCUUGGCGUGCUCGGUGUAGGUGACGGCGUCGCGGAUCACGUUCUCAAGGAACACCUUGAGCACGCCGCGGGUCUCCUCGUAGAUGAGGCCCGAGAUACGCUUGACUCCGCCGCGGCGAGCCAGACGGCGGAUGGCCGGCUUGGUGAUGCCCUGGAUGUUGUCACGCAGAACCUUGCGGUGACGCUUGGCGCCUCCCUUGCCGAGUCCCUUGCCUCCCUUUCCACGUCCGGUCAUGUUGAUUCUUGUUCAGAGUUGGAAUGAAACUGAUGAUGUCCUAGGAUUGUGCCCCUCUACUUAUACCGGCCGGCGCAAGCAACGACGGAAAAAAAGCCCCCUCCAACCGACUGCAGGCGCGCCAAACUCGGCCGAGGGGCGGAGCCAAAAAGAGGAUAAAUAGCGGGGUCGCGACGAGUUUGGACACGUUUCAACUCGUCUCAACAUGGCACGUACGAAGCAAACCGCCCGCAAGUCGACCGGAGGAAAGGCCCCUCGCAAGCAGCUGGCCACCAAGGCAGCCCGCAAGAGCGCCCCCGCCACCGGAGGGGUCAAGAAGCCCCAUCGCUACAGACCCGGCACGGUCGCCCUCCGUGAGAUUCGUCGCUACCAGAAGAGCACCGAGCUGCUGAUCCGCAAGCUGCCCUUCCAGCGCCUCGUCCGUGAAAUCGCCCAGGACUUCAAGACCGACCUGCGCUUCCAGUCGAGCGCCGUCAUGGCCCUGCAGGAGGCCAGCGAGGCCUACCUGGUCGGCCUCUUCGAGGACACCAACCUGUGCGCCAUCCACGCCAAGCGCGUCACCAUCAUGCCCAAGGACAUCCAGCUGGCCCGCCGCAUCCGCGGAGAGCGUGCUUAAGCUAAACAGCUCAAACACCAAAAAUCGGCCCUUUUAAGGGCCACCAAAAUACUCAAGUAAAACCACAAAGCAAUAUGCAAAGACAAACUAAAGAGACUGAUAUAAAUUUAACAUUGGUUAAAACGACAGCAGAAG
Neocloeon triangulifer is the source of this 1145-nucleotide messenger RNA. RefSeq names its product histone H3. Gene Ontology annotation, molecular function: protein heterodimerization activity; structural constituent of chromatin; DNA binding. Lineage: Eukaryota; Metazoa; Arthropoda; Insecta; Ephemeroptera; Baetidae. The record is from RefSeq and is a predicted model, not a curated record. Gene Ontology annotation, cellular component: nucleosome. Bases 600 to 1010 code for a protein of 136 amino acids. The transcript has a single exon.